Messenger RNA from Condylura cristata (star-nosed mole), 3311 nucleotides. RefSeq names its product FANCD2/FANCI-associated nuclease 1 (gene FAN1). Lineage: Eukaryota; Metazoa; Chordata; Mammalia; Eulipotyphla; Talpidae. Gene Ontology annotation, cellular component: nucleus. Bases 173 to 3205 code for a protein of 1010 amino acids. Gene Ontology annotation, molecular function: 5'-flap endonuclease activity; 5'-3' exonuclease activity; flap-structured DNA binding. Gene Ontology annotation, biological process: interstrand cross-link repair. The transcript is spliced from 14 exons. The record is from RefSeq and is a predicted model, not a curated record.
CUGGGACUGUCUGGAACCUUCUGCGCGCGGCGCCUGGAAGAAGAAACUGUCUAAACGAAGAGCAUGAAGCCAAAUAAAAUCCCACUUACAUUUCAAGUCAGGGAGGUAAAAGUAAACCACGUCUCCCCUGCCCCAGUGAUAUCAAGUGUUUUGUUACUUGAAAAUACACAUCAUGUCAGAAAGGAAACCCAAGAGACCUCGCAGAAUUUUAUCAACUAGCAAGACUAAAAAAAAUGAAUCUAACUCAAUUAUUUCGUUUUUUAACAAUGCCCCACCUGCAAAACUUGCAUGCCCCAUUUGUAGUAAAAUGGUGCCGAGAUAUGACUUAAAUCAGCACCUGGAUGAAAUGUGUGCUGACAAUGGUAACAUCGCUCCUGCUGGUUCAGGGCAUAUGGGCUUAAAGCAAUCAAAUGUGUUCACGAUGAAUGUAACCAAUGUUACUGUAAAAAAUGUUACCCCAGAGAAAUUGUCUUCACCUAUGGCCAAUUUAACCCCUGGCCAAAGUGAGUCAGCAAAAACGGGCAUAAAACAGCAGACCAGCCCUUAUUUUAAAAGUAAUAAUGAUUUGGUGCACAAAAAUCAAGAUGAACGGACAUAUAGUAACGUGAAAGUCAUUCCUUUGGGAAGUCUGUCAUCCAAGUUGUCCAGAAGAUACAUAAAGACUAGAAGAUCAAUGAAUAAGAAUGAGGAAUUUGCCAGUCAUAGCCCACCAAGCUCCUCUUCCAUGGCAGUCGGGAGCCUGGCAGAUAACUGUGUAGAGACUGAGGACAAGGAUCAGACUUUGGAGAAUAGUUCUCAAAAGGAAAAUCUGUUUACAUGUGAUUUUAAGGAACACAGUGCUGAUGAAGGCUCUCACAUAGUGGAAGCCGAAAGCCUAAAGGCGCCACAAGAAUGUGGGCGAUCAGCCCUCACCCCCACCUUUUCAGAUACUGCCCCCGUGACAGGUUCACCAGUUAAAACUCCUGGGAAUAAAUUACUGAAGUCUGCUUUAGACAACAGUUUUGCAGAAGCGGAGAAUAUCAAAGGAGCAGAUAGUAAAGGUGUUGAACAAUAUGAGGUAGCAAGUUGUGAAGAGGUGAAGAUGGCGGAAGUUACAAGACAGUUGACCCAUCAUGAGACGGGAUCUCCUGCAUCUGCACACGCCGUUUCUAACUCAAAUAGCCUCCAAGAACUUCCUCUGGAAGAUAACAGUGGCUUCCAGAGUGAAGUCACUGGCAGGAUUCCUGUGGAGCAAGGACGAGGUGAAACCAUUUCGGCUUGGCCGAGUCAUCCUUAUUACCUUCAGAGUUUCCUCACGGUGCUGAAAGCCGUGUUUGAGAAUGAGGAUGAUCAGAUGCUCUUUGAUGAACCUGAGAAGGGCAUUGUAAUGACAUUUCAUCGGUUAUCAGCCAAUGGGCAGAAGUUGUACGUACGACUUUUUCAACGUAAAUUCAGCUGGAUUAAGAUGAAUAAAUUGGAAUAUGCAGAGAUUGCUUCUGAUUUAACACCAGUAAUUGGAGAAUUAAAGCAGGCAGGCUUUCUGCAGACAGAAUCUGAGUUGCAAGAACUCUCUGAAGUGCUUGAACUUCUUUCUGCUCCUGAACUGAAAGCCCUGGCAAAAACCUUCCACUUGGUGAAUCCCAAUGGGCAGAAACAGCAGCUGGUGGAUGCCUUUCUCAAACUCGCCAAACAGCCUUCAGUUUGUACUUGGGGCAAGAAUCAGCCUGGAAUCAGUGCAGUGAUUUUAAAAAGGGCUAAAGACCUGGCCGGCCCUUCGCUGAGAGUCUGCAGAGGCCCUCGGGCUGUGUUUUCCCGGAUCUUGCUGCUGUUCUCACUGACUGACUCUCUGGAAGACGAGGAAGCCGCCUGUGGCGGUCAGGGACAGCUCGCUACCGUGCUGUUGGUCAACCUUGGCCGGAUGGAGUUUCCCAGGUACACCGUCAACAGGAAAACCCAAAUCUUCCAAGACAGAGAUGAUCUUAUCAGAUAUGCAGCUGCCUCCCACAUGCUGAAUGACAUUUCUACCGCAAUGGCCAGUGGGAACUGGAAGGAAGCUAAUGAACUUGCUCAAUGUGCGAAAAAAGAUUGGAACAAUCUGAAAAACCACCCUUCCCUGAGGUACCACGAGACGUUGCCAGUCUUUCUGCGGUGUUUUACUGUUGGGUGGAUUUACACGAGGAUUUUGUCUCGGACCGUGGAAGUGCUGCAGAGACUCCACCUGUAUGAGGAAGCCGUGGAGGAGCUCGAGAACCUUCUGUCCCAGCACGUGUACUGUCCUGACAGCAGAGGCCGGUGGUGGGACAGGCUGGCUCUGAACUUACACCAGCACCUGAGGCGCCUGGAGCCGGCCAUCAAGUGCAUCGCGGCAGGGCUGGCGGAUCCAGAGGUCAGGACGGGGCACCGCCUUUCACUCUAUCAGAGAGCUGUGCGCCUGAGAGAGUCUCCGAGCUGUCAGAAGUACAGGCACCUCUUCCGUCAGCUGCCAGAAAUAACAGUGGAAGACGUAAAGCAUGUGACCAUCACGGGCCGGCUGUGCCCGCAGCGUGGGAUGGGCAAGUCUGUGUUUGUGAUGGACGCUGGGGGGGCCACCCCUGCCACCGUCCUGUGCUCUGUGGAGGAACUGGCUCUGGCCCAUUAUAGAUGUGAAGGCUUCGACCAGGGUAUUCACGGGGAAGGAUCCACCUUUAGCACGCUCUGCGGCCUCCUCCUGUGGGACGUGAUCUUCAUGGAUGGGAUACCAGAUGUCUUCAGAAACACCUACCAGGCGUUCCCACUGGACUUGUGCACAGACAGCUUCUUCACAAGCAGGGGGCCGGCCAUCGAGGCCCGGCUGCAGCAGAUUCACGGUGCCCAGGCAGGGAGCCUGCGGGCCUGGGUGGCAGCCACGUGGCGGGCCCAGGAAGGCAGAGUGGCUUCCCUUGUCAGCUGGGAUCGCUUUGCAUCUCUUCAACAAGCUCAGGAUCUUGUUUCCUGCUUGGGGGGCCCCCUCCUCAGUGGUGUGUGCAGGCGCCUGGCUAUGGACUUCCGACAUUGCCGAGGGGGCCUCCCUGACCUGGUUGUGUGGAACUCCCAGAACCAUCGCUUUAAGCUGGUGGAAGUUAAAGGCCCCAGUGACCGUCUUUCACAUAAGCAAAUGAUCUGGUUGGAUGAGCUGCAGAAGUUAGGGGCUGCAGUAGAAGUCUGCCACGUCGCUGCAGUUGGAGCCAAGAGCAAAGGUCUUAACUGAAAGCUGUGGAAUGGAGAAUAUCUGGUCAUAUAUCUAUGAUUUCAAAAGCAUAAAGCAUCACUGUAUUUAAUUUUACUACUGGUGGUAAUAAACUUGUAACAACUCA